Oppiella nova is the source of this 2088-nucleotide messenger RNA. NCBI's taxonomy places the organism in Eukaryota, Metazoa, Arthropoda, Arachnida, Sarcoptiformes, Oppiidae. The record is from the annotation of a GenBank genome assembly.
GGUCGCCAGACCUCAGCCUCCGAGGGCUCGCCAUCCGUACAAAGAUCUCCAUCUCAUCGUGUUUUGGGCUCAACUCGAAAGUCUGCUCAACCCUCCGAUGAUGUGCAACAGCAGGUCCAGGAGCCGGACAGGGAUGUCGAUGAGGACAGUGUAGUGGUAGCCGCUGCUCAGCCCACCCGACGACCCGCUCGACCCUCUCGACCCUCUCAGCCACAACCGCAACGACCGCCGCCCUCUCGACCCCAGCAACCGGAAGGGGAGGGCGAGGGUGAGGGCCACGAGCCGGCACCUGAACCCUAUUCCUUCUCAUACUCUGUCGACGACCCGGAGACGGGUGGCUCCAGUAGUCGGGAGGAGACUCAGGACGCAAACGGAGAGAUCACUGGUUUCUACGAUAUUAAGGACAAAGACGGCCGCACCCGACGUGUGGAAUACACGGCCGGAAAGGAUGGCUUCAAAGCUACGAUUAAGUCUAACGAGGAGGGGCUGAAUGCCAGAGCGCCGGCGGACGUGAACAUCGAGUUGAGCGCAUCGCCAUCGGAAAGGGUCCAGUCGUACGCCCCCAACAACCGGCCCGUCGCCAGUGUCAAGGGAUGGGGUCGACCCAUACAGGGGGACCGCUUUUUCCAACGACUGGUGCCCGUGAGACCAGCACAGGCCCAACCGGUGGCCGCCACACAACCAGUGCCCGCAGCCAUCGCUCAGCAGCCCAUUGAACAGACUCGCGACGACUCGCGUAUAUCCCAGGCCUACGAUACCGGCGCUAAUGAGCCACAAAUCACGCAACAGAGAAAUAUCAAUGAGGACGAGGAGGCGCCCCUCGAGAGCGCACCCGUCAAAGGACCGGCAACUGUGGUCCGGGUGGUCAGACCAGUCCAACAGCGACCCGUCUCCGCGUUCGCGCCGCAGAGGGUUCACACGUUUAGAGAACAGGGAGGGACUACCGGCGCUCAGAGGCUGUUUGAGCCACAAGUCCGCGAAGAGAUUCCCAAUAAUAUACAGGGUUUGUAUCAUUGGUUUAUGCCUACCAUUCCCUCAGACACUUACCCAGACAUUCAACAGACCGGACAAUCAGCACCGGUAGCACAAUCACCACCCGAGAGCACAAAGACCAUAGCGACCGCACAGGUGGCCCCACCCGUUCGCGCAUACCCUGCCCUGAGGCCGCUGUCACCCCUAUUGGGCACCGCUAGCCCUCAACUGCCAACUGUCCAACCGGUUUUCACGCAAUACUUCACCCGAGGCAAUGGUGCUCCGGAUACCGGUGCCUUCCAAGUGCAACAACAGCAGCAAACAGUUCCUAAUUUAGUGCCAUUGACGCCGCCAUCCAAUAACAUUGUGUUCCAACAGCAGCACCGGGAGCCCAUCACUCAACAACAGCUCCUGGAGUUCCUGCACCCCAUACAGACUGUCCAGUCGACGCCACAGCAGCCCAUUGUCUUUGACUCCCCGGCCCCUCGACCCAUACAACUGUUCUCAUCGGUCGACAACACCGGUCUCUCAUACUUCCCGACCCAACAACAGGCCCCUCAGCCACAGCCCCCACAGCAGCAGCCGUUUGGUGGCUAUAGGAUUGUGUUGCAACACCGGGAAGAGGGACAGCGACAGGAUCUGCUUCAGCCCCGGGAGCAGGAAGUCAUACAACAGGAGAAACUGAAUGAAGAGCCCGAACAGAGAUCUGAAUUAAGAUCCGAUUCUCAGGUGCAAGAGCUGCAACCACCGCCAGCACCCAUACAGGUAUCGCUGCCAACCGUACCCGUAAGCCAACCCAUUCAAUACCGACCCCUACCUGUUAUCCAACGCCAAGAGCCACUGGUUUUUGAGCCGCAAGUCUACGAACCCCAUAAUGUGCAGCAAUACGAGCCCCUACAGCAACAACAGGCCGAUGAGCCGGUCGAGGAGAGUAGGUCUGGCCCGUCAGCGCCGGUAGAGAAGUGUGAGUGCGCUCAACGACAACGAGACGCCGAGUCGCAGCGCGUGGAGGCCGUGAAGGGACAGUCGUCGGCACCGGCCGGUGCCGUUAAGGGCGGACGCGUAUCGCCGGCCCGUAAUAUCCACGCAUUCUUACCUCACGCCUAUCGUAACUGA